This is a messenger RNA of Monascus purpureus, 345 nucleotides long. The record is from the annotation of a GenBank genome assembly. Lineage: Eukaryota; Fungi; Ascomycota; Eurotiomycetes; Eurotiales; Aspergillaceae.
AUGGAGGCCUGGACAGCAUGGAAGACGCCCUGGACAAAGGUCUACGAUACGACCAGACUGCUGGACGGCGCUAAGCUGAGCGAUACUUCUCCAUGCGUUGUUGAUGUUGGUGGAAAUACGGGGAUUGACAUUUCCCAUGUUCUCACCAAGCAUCCGGAUCUUCCUGCUGGAUCGCUGGUUUUGCAGGAUCUCCCGGAAGCAUUGCUAAUGCUCAGGUUGAUAAGAAGAUCACAGCUAUGGCGCAUGAUUUUUCCCUUCCCCAGCCUAUUAAAUGAAGCCGCGCAUACUUCAUGCACGCCGUCCUCCACGACUGGCCAGAUAACAAAUGAGGCGGAGGUUGCUUAG